CUCCGUCGUCUUCUUCUGGUGGUGGAAAGCCCUAAUUACUGCGAUUGCUGAUGGACCUUGGAAAGAAGGCUGCACCGGUGCCCCGCUCCGCAGUCGGACACGCUCAGCCCCCGCCGGACAGAGCGAGCGCUCGCCCGCCGCCCCCCGCCAGCUCCGCGGCUCGGGAGGAGACCGCCCGGCUCCUGCCAGCCAGGAUUUUACUUUCGCCUCGCCCUUUCCCCCUCCUGCUCCGCUUGGAUUACUUUGCUGCUCUCGCUCGGUGAUCCCGCGGCGAUGGAGAAAUCCACUGCAGUAUUAAUCCAAGGAGGUGCUUUGGGGACAGUUGGCAGUACAAUGGCUUCUCAGUACCUCGUAGUGGCUCUGGCCGUUUUCUCCUCUUUCGCCCAGGUUGUGAUAGAAGCCAGCUCUUGGUGGUCUUUAGGGAUGAACCCUAUGAACCCCAUGAACCCUGUUCAGAUGUCAGAGGUGUAUAUAAUAGGAGCCCAGCCACUAUGUAGCCAGCUAGCAGGGCUUUCCCAAGGACAGAAGAAACUCUGCCAAUUGUAUCAGGACCAUAUGCAGUUCAUUGGAGAGGGUGCAAAGACGGGCAUUAAGGAGUGCCAGUAUCAGUUCAGACAUAGAAGAUGGAAUUGCAGCACUGUGGACAACAACUCUGUUUUUGGCAGAGUCAUGCAGAUAGGCAGCCGGGAGACGGCGUUCACCUACGCGGUGAGUGCGGCCGGGGUGGUCAACGCCAUGAGCCGUGCCUGUCGGGAGGGCGAGCUCUCCUCCUGUGGCUGCAGCAGAGCAGCGCGACCCAAGGACUUGCCCCGGGACUGGCUUUGGGGUGGCUGUGGGGAUAACAUCGAGUACGGAUACCGCUUCGCCAAGGAGUUUGUUGAUGCCCGGGAGCGUGAGAGAGUUUACCAGAGAGGCUCCUACGAGAGCGCCCGCAUCAUGAUGAACCUGCAUAACAACGAGGCCGGGAGAAGAACUGUGUACAACCUGGCUGAUGUUGCCUGUAAGUGCCACGGUGUCUCUGGUUCCUGCAGCCUGAAGACCUGUUGGCUGCAGCUCGCCGAUUUCCGCAAGGUAGGCGAUGCCCUGAAGGAGAAGUACGAUAGCGCUGCUGCCAUGAAACUCAACAGCCGGGGCAAGCUGGUGCAAGUGAACAGCCGCUUCAACGCACCCACCAUCCACGACCUGGUCUACAUUGAUCCCAGCCCUGACUACUGCGUGCGCAACGAGAGCACCGGGUCCCUGGGCACCCAGGGCCGCCUUUGCAAUAAGACCUCGGAGGGCAUGGACGGCUGUGAACUCAUGUGCUGUGGCCGUGGGUAUGACCAGUUCAAGACGGUGCAGCGAGAGCGCUGUCACUGCAAGUUCCACUGGUGCUGCUACGUGAAAUGCAAGUUGUGCACAGAGAUUGUGGACCAAUUUGUGUGCAAAUAGGGGACGGAUGAGGUGGGAGCAACUACAGCCACCUGCCAGCGAGGGGUGCAGGCCCCUCUCUCCCUUUCCACAGGACUAUCUCCACUUUAUUUAUAGAGUCCAGCGAGUUGUCGUCUUCUUUUAAAAAAAAUUUAAA
This is a messenger RNA of Cuculus canorus (common cuckoo), 1567 nucleotides long. It is a transcript of the gene WNT5A, whose product is annotated as Wnt family member 5A. NCBI's taxonomy places the organism in Eukaryota, Metazoa, Chordata, Aves, Cuculiformes, Cuculidae. The coding region runs from base 274 to 1431 and encodes 385 amino acids. Gene Ontology annotation, molecular function: cytokine activity; frizzled binding. The record is from RefSeq and is a predicted model, not a curated record. Gene Ontology annotation, biological process: neuron differentiation; cell fate commitment; multicellular organism development. Gene Ontology annotation, cellular component: extracellular region. The transcript has 5 exons.